AUGUCAAUUUAUAGCAAAUUAAUUUCAUUUGCUGCAUUAGUGCUUUGGUUAAACGGCUCAAUUGCCAAACCUAACUGGGAAUCCAUGUCUGAAUAUGAAUCUUUUGAAGAAACAACACUUGGGACCAGGAUAUUUGGUAAACAUAGACCUCACACAAUAGAAGAAUACAAUCAUCUUGAAUCAACUGAAGAACAUUAUUUAGAGGAAUAUGAAAUGAGUUGUGCUAGUUUCACAGGAGGAUUUGGAGUGAUUUUCAUAUUUUCAGCAUCUAUUUUUCAUUUUUUGAGCUACUACUACACAUAUAUCUUAGAAAGUCUUUGA
Molecule: messenger RNA, 321 nt
Organism: Chironomus riparius
Lineage: Eukaryota; Metazoa; Arthropoda; Insecta; Diptera; Chironomidae
Source: the annotation of a GenBank genome assembly